Messenger RNA from Stegostoma tigrinum, 3795 nucleotides. RefSeq names its product testis-specific serine/threonine-protein kinase 3-like. Gene Ontology annotation, cellular component: cytoplasm. The record is from RefSeq and is a predicted model, not a curated record. Gene Ontology annotation, molecular function: protein serine/threonine kinase activity; ATP binding; tau-protein kinase activity. Gene Ontology annotation, biological process: microtubule cytoskeleton organization; intracellular signal transduction; protein phosphorylation. Bases 387 to 1127 code for a protein of 246 amino acids. Lineage: Eukaryota; Metazoa; Chordata; Chondrichthyes; Orectolobiformes; Stegostomatidae. The transcript is spliced from 4 exons.
GGGAGCGGAGCGUGAGUGCAGUGGGAGUCCAGGUAGAGCACAGCAGGAACGCAAGAGGAGCGGAAACAGAUGCCAUAGCCUGCCUCAUAGCCGCCCUGCUCCUGUGGCCAGCUUUGGGUCCUGAGCUGCUGGCACUGGGGCACUGUCGGGUGGUAAGGGUGAGAUUAACAUUCAGCCCAGGCCAGUUUGUGAUGUGUCAUGGGCAUCACCGGCUAGGCCAAUAUUUUUGCCCAAUUCUAAUUCCCCUCCAUAACGCAGUGGCAAGCUGCUGCACUCCAUGUGUUGUCUGGAUAUCCACAAUGUCCUUAGGGAGGAUUUUGACCCAGCAACACUGAAGGAACCGUGAUAUAUUUCCAAGUCAGGAUGGAGAGUUCUUGGAGAGGAACAUGAAAAGGGAAGCUUGCCACUUUACUGUUCUUGGAUUUCCAAAAGGUUUUUUGAUGGAGUGCAACAUCAAAGAUUUCAUCCACAAAUUUCUCCCACGAGAGCUGCAAAUAGUACAGAACUUGGAUCACAAAAAUAUCAUUAAGGUUCACGAAAUCUGGGAGAGUGAUGAUGGCAAGAUCUGUAUAAUCAUGGAGCUUGCAGAAGGUGGGGAUGUUCUGGAACACAUCAAAAAGGAAGGGCCGUUACCAGAAGAACUGGCAAAAACCUUAUUCCGUCAACUUGUAGCAGCAAUUCGAUACUGUCACGACUGUGGUAUUGCUCACAGAGAUCUGAAGUGUGAGAACACUCUGCUGGAUAAAAGCUUCAAUGUGAAGUUGGCAGACUUCGGCUUCGCUAAGAAUUUCCGGACCGGGACAGCUGAGUUAAGCAAGACAUUCUGUGGUAGCACAGCUUACGCUGCACCAGAGGUUCUCCAGGGAGUUCCACAUGAGAGCAUCAAGAGUGACAUCUGGAGUAUGGGCAUUGUGUUGUACAUCAUGCUGUGCGGACACCUGCCUUUCGAUGACUCCAACAUUCCCAAGAUGUUGUGGCUGCAGCAGAACGGGGUGGCAUUCCCGCAGCACCUGGAGCUGAGCCGAGAAUGUCGAGACCUUGUUGGAAGAUUGUUGGAACCCGAUUGCAGUCUGAGACCUCCAAUCCAGGAGGUCUGCUUCCAUCCAUGGUUAUCAGACAGCCAAUAAACAUGAGAAUCAAAACUGGUCGUUUCACCUUUUUAAAAAAGGUUACAGGGCAGUAUACAGGGUACGAAUGAACACUGGCUGCUGGCAUGGAACCUAAUUUCCAGAGUGUCCAAGAUAAUUGGAAAGACACGGUCCUAACGUUUGUCACUAGGUGGCAGCACAAGCCCUAGGCGAUACUGGCCAUUGUCAAGAUAAGCAGUGUAACACUAUUGCAAUUAGCUUCAGUGAAUAUGGUCUCAGACAUGGCUUGUCAUUAAGGGUUAUUAUCGGCUGGUGGGUAUGAACAUUCACAAUCUGUUACACAUUACUAGAAGUUACAUUGUCUAUAUGAUGUGUGUAAGGCCCGAAGUGAGGCUUCAGACGCACUUGGACAGGCGACAGUUGGAAAUUGCCCAAGUUUCCACAUGGAAGGAUAACUCAAGCACAAGACAUGUAGGUUUUUAAAAGUUCAUAUCAAUCUUUCAGUUUUAUACAAAAAAACAGAAAUGAGGGGGGAGAAUCAAGAAAUAGAAUGGUUUUACACCCUUAAAACGGUUUGGUCUAUUCUAUUUUGAUGAUGCUUUUUUAAAAAGGGCAUGUUUGGUUUGAGCAGCAAAUCGCCAGACUCUGUUUGAGGGAAACUUUUAAAAUUAUAUGUGUUUUCAGGGUGGGAGAGUACUCGGCCCUUAAUGAAAGUUAUCAAAAUAAUUCAUGUGUUGUUUACAAAAACUUCUGUUGGGUUGAAAGUUUCAAAUUGAUGUGUCCCAAUAAACAAGAUGCCCAAUCAGACACAACUUGACCUGAAGUGUCUUUCAUUUCUGGCUGAAGCCCUCCCACAACACAUACAAAAGGCCAGUCAGGCCUGCAGCAGAAAUCUGACAUGUAACAAUAUGCUCUGUGUAUAGGUACCACUGCACAAGCAGACAGGAGGCCACAGCCCACUGAGGGCCACCUAUAGAAAAGGAGAACCAUUGUCUGUUGAAGGGGGAAAUAUUCAGGCAUCUGACUUCAUUCAUAACCAGAGUAAGCUUAAUGGGUUGUGAUGAUGUCUAAGCAAUUGAAGAAUUUGGCACCACUCAAGAACCUUAACAGCCUUCACAGCACAUGAUCACUUUUCUCACCUUCACAUGAUUGACACCAAGAUAUUAAUAAUUUUUUUGCUCUUUAAAACACAGAUACAAUAUUGCACACUCUCAUCACAUCACCAAAAUUUCAAAAUGAAAUAUCAAUGCACAGAAUCAUGCUUCAAUUAGGGAAGGUCUUUGAGGAAUUGACCAGAAUGUGUUAAUAGACAGAUAAAUUUCAAAAGCAUUUUAUAAAGUGGAAGAAACACCAACAGAAGAGUGACAACUGGAUGACUGGACUUCAAAAUCUUGUAAUUGGCUGUAAAAGUGUUUUUGGACAUUCAGUUAUCAUUGAUCUCGCCCUGGUCUAAAUAUAUUCCAGAAAAAUUAAAGUCACUGCUUUAAAAUAAGAGGUCGCCCAUUUGAGAUGUGGUGAAUUUCUUCUCUCACACAGUCUUCCUCAAAAGGUUGUGGAAGCAGAGUCUUUGAAUGUUUUUUAGGCAGCUUAAUUAGCUCAGUUACCUGGAUGGCUGGUUUGCAAUGCAGAGUAACACCAACAGUGCAGGUGCAGUUCCUGCACUGACAGGCAUUACCAAGAAGGUCCCAUGUUCUCAACAUCUCCUUUCAUCAGAGGUGUGCUGGCUCUCAGGUUAAACCACCACCUGUGGUCUUUCCUUAAUGACAGCAGCAACCCUAAGGUCCUUUUGGACUACGGGAACUUUAAGUUUGAUGAAAAUACGUCUUCUUGAAAAAGAAAACAAACAUUGAAAAAUACAUGCUAGUUAUUUGCUUUAUAAAUUAACUUCAGAUACUGAAAUAUACAAUUAUAGUGUGGUGGAAUUACAGGAAGAUAAGCUGCAACUUGCAGAUAUUGUUCUAAAUUAAGAAAUAGUAACCCAGCCAGCUAAGCCUCCUUUUCCCUGAAUAAAAAAAAAAUCCACUGAAUCCCAAAAUCAUUUUUAGUUUGAGACUUUUCUUUUCUUGCCAGAUUUUUGUCAGACUCAAAUUGUAAUAGGAAUAAAUGCAAAUGCUGUAAAUGAUGGCAUACAAGUCAAUCCUCUGUACAACACCAGCCCUAGAAGUUUUGUUUUUGCAUAAACUCAGCAUGUCAGUUGAUUUCCUCUUUUCAACCAAUGACAUGCUAAGGUUGUCAGUCUCAAUUUUGGACAUCACAAUUGGAUGUUUUACUUACUAGUACCCUAUAACUGACAGGCAAUGCAGGCUGUGACAUGAAGGUGUGUGAGGGUUUAAGACAUGCCCAUUCUUUGUAUUAGUCACCAGUAACAUUUCAAAUUGGCAACCACUCAAUGGCAGUUCACUUUCAUACUCUGAAUACAAAUCAACACCUAAUUUUGAAUGUUUCAAUGCUUAGCGUAUAGGUUAAGAUUCAUGCUACCUAAUAUAUUGUAUGUGAAGGUCUUUUGUUUGUAUAUUGUUAGCCAUUUUGAAAAACGUGCCCAACGAUAGAAAGUUAUUCACUAUUAUGUUCUGUACCAAGUGUGAAACAGCAAGCACUAGAUUUUAGUUGGUUUAAAAACUAGAAGGAAAAUUAAUCAAUCAAUCUCUUACUUACAGCUAAACCUCUUCAAAAGUACAGCUAGCAACAUUUUCAUUCUGUAUAAUAA